Molecule: messenger RNA, 876 nt
Organism: Closterium sp. Naga37s-1
Lineage: Eukaryota; Viridiplantae; Streptophyta; Zygnematophyceae; Desmidiales; Closteriaceae
Source: the annotation of a GenBank genome assembly
AUGGAUUUUCAUCGGACGGAGGACCUUCUCGUGACGGCUAGUGAUGACGAGUCCAUCCGAGUCUAUGACACGUCAAAUGCCACCCUGGUGAAGACGAUUCACAGCCGCAAGUAUGGAGUGGAUCAGGUGGUCUUCACUCACCACCCCUCAGCCGUGCUCUACUCCUCCAAAAACGGCUGGGAUGAAUCGCUGCGCUAUCUCUCCCUCUACGACAACCGUUAUCUACGCUACUUCAAAGGUCAUCGGGACAAAGUCGUCUCCCUGUGCAUGUCACCCAAAAACGACUCCUUCCUCUCAGGAGCCCUCGACCACACUGUCCGACUGUGGGACCUCAGAACGUGCGAGUGCCAGGGCUUAAUGCGAGUGAGGGGGCGGCCAGCAGUGGCAUUCGAUCAGCAGGGGCUCGUCUUUGCAGUGGCCAUGGGGGGAGGCGCGGUGAAGCUGUUUGAUGCUCGCUCGUACGAGAAGGGUCCCUUUGACACAAUGCUGGUGGGGGGAGACGAGGACGAGGUGACAUCCAUCAAGUUCAGCAACGAUGGCAACCAGAUCCUCGUCUGCACUCUCAACGGCCGCAUAUACCUGCUGGACGCGUUUGAAGGGCAGAAGCUACACACUCUCUGUGUCGUACCUGACAUUGACGGUGCCCCGUUGGAGGCCUCUUUCAGCCCAGAUGCCAAAUACGUCGUAUCAGGCUCGGGUGAUGGCACGGUGAAGGCUUGGAGUGCCACCACUGGCGCUCAGGUGGCAACCUGGGGUAACCAUGCUGGGGUGCCAUCGGUGGUAAAAUGGGCCCCGCGUCGGCUCAUGUUUGCCACAGCAUCCGUGCUUCUUGCCCUCUGGAUACCCGACUUAUCCAAGAUUCCAAGGCCUGGGUGA